Molecule: messenger RNA, 1044 nt
Organism: Williopsis jadinii
Lineage: Eukaryota; Fungi; Ascomycota; Saccharomycetes; Phaffomycetales; Wickerhamomycetaceae
Gene: GIS3
Product: Gis3p
Exons: 1
Coding region: 1-1044 (347 amino acids)
Source: RefSeq, a predicted model, not a curated record
AUGGUUGUUCAGGUAUCCACGAUACUCUUAGAGGAUAGCUCUACCGAGCCCUUUGCGAUACCGAUUCCCGCGAAGAGCCAAGGCGCUGGCAUCACAGCAGCCAAUACAACAAGCUCAACGACGCCGUCGCUACAGAGCAUAUUAGACCAGCGGAAAUGUUCACAGCUAUGCCUAAGAGACCACAGCGUGUCUUCAAAUGACACUGUGAACUCGUCGGCCAUAAGCUGCUCGAGCUCACUGUUCACAGUUUCCAGCUCCGAGAUGGAGUCGUGUGAGUCGCACCCUUUGGAAUGCCCCAUUAGCUGCAUGGACGAUGUCGAGGAGGAGUUCUUCGUCUCGUCGAAAGUGCAGCUCAUAAUGCCGUUGAGCACCAGGGAAGCGGAGCCUUCGCUAACGAAGAGGGCGUCGUUUGUGUCCAACCUCACACGCUCCAUCAAGUCCUUGACGAACUCAACAUCAACGGUCACACACAAGAGUAACGAUUUGCUGUUUGGAAUCCAACCGCGCUUAACAGAUGACAGACAUCCACUACGUCUCCUUGAGGACAAUUUCACACAGGAACUGGAGACGUACAAUGUGACCUCUCAGCCGUCGUCCUCAAGCGACAGUAUCACUGUGCAUAGGGCCCGUGAGGCCAGAAUCAACUCCAAGUUCUUGAGACUUUAUGCGCAUGAGGCAUCCGCAAGGGAGAACAACUUGCUACCAGAAAUCUCACAGGACGAGGAGAAUCGCUUCCUGGAGGACCCAGCAUAUUUCAGAGGCUCAGACCGUGAAUUUGCUCUUGUUGUUCGCCAGCGCUUGUGGAGCUGUGUGGUCCUACCCCCACGUGAAGACCCAGCCUUUGAACAUGCGCCGGAGUACAUCCAAGUGGAUAAGAACUGCACGGGCUCUAUGACGUCGUUGAAGGCGACAAAUGCUAAGAAACCAUGGGUCAAGUUUGAAGACGAACGUAAUGGGGACUUGGGUCCCCGUGGCGUGUUGGGCAAAGGAACACAAUUUGUUGUCAAGGGAUGGUGCAACUCAAGAUGGCUCGCCAGUCAAUGA